GGCAGCAAGGCUGAGGUCCGGUGGCGGCGCCCGUGGGCCGCGGCGGGCGGGAGGAUGGGCACUCAGGGCAGCCCGGUGAAGAGCUACGACUAUCUGCUCAAGUUCCUGCUGGUGGGCGACAGCGACGUGGGCAAGGGCGAGAUCCUGGAGAGCCUGCAGGACGGCGCGGCCGAGUCCCCGUACGCCUACAGCAACGGGAUUGACUACAAGACAACCACCAUUCUGCUGGACGGGAGGCGUGUCAAGCUGGAGCUCUGGGACACCUCGGGCCAGGGCCGGUUCUGCACCAUCUUCAGGUCCUACUCCAGGGGCGCACAGGGGAUCCUUUUGGUAUAUGACAUCACAAACCGCUGGUCCUUUGAUGGCAUUGACCGGUGGAUCAAAGAGAUUGAUGAGCAUGCACCUGGGGUCCCCCGGAUCCUUGUUGGGAACCGGCUGCAUCUGGCCUUCAAGCGGCAAGUCCCAACCGAGCAGGCCCGUGCCUAUGCGGAGAAGAACUGCAUGACAUUCUUUGAGGUCAGCCCCCUGUGCAACUUCAAUGUCAUUGAAUCCUUCACUGAACUCUCACGCAUUGUGCUUAUGCGGCAUGGAAUGGAGAAGAUCUGGAGGCCCAAUCGAGUGUUCAGCCUGCAGGACCUCUGCUGCCGUGCCAUUGUCUCCUGCACCCCAGUGCACCUCAUUGACAAGCUUCCACUACCCGUUACCAUCAAGAGCCACCUCAAGUCCUUCUCCAUGGCUAACGGCAUGAAUGCCGUCAUGAUGCAUGGUCGCUCGUACUCCCUGGCCAGUGGAGCUGGAGGCAGCAGUAGCAAGGGCAACAGUCUCAAGAGGUCCAAGUCCAUCCGCCCGCCCCAGAGCCCUCCCCAGAACUGUUCUCGGAGCAACUGCAAGAUCUCCUAGCAGGCCAGCAGGCACCACUCUGCAGACUCUGGGAGGCUCAGUGGUGGAAGAGCGCUCCCGGGCAGGAAGACUUGGCCACACAGCCUGUUUCGGAAGCGUCCGGUUCUCCUCCACACCCAGCUAGGUGGAGGGGAGAGCACACUCCAUGGAUGAGGCCCAGGGGCCUUUGGGUAGCUGGGCUGCUGGUGCUACAGAGACCCUGGUCUGAAUCAACCCCAGACUCCAGGCUGUCUGGGCUUGGGCCAGGAGGGAGCCUGGCUCCCCUUCCUUAUUUAUAUAGAGAACAUUUUGCCUGUUUUGUACAUUUUUUUAAAGGCUGUCAGGGAAGAUGGAUGCAUCUGUGUGGUGAGCUUGCCUCUUCACGCCACAGCAGCCAUGAGGAGGGCCCAUACAUCUGGGGAAAGAGGGGCUUGAGGAGUGAUGGCAGGAGGUGCAGUUGGAACAGUAGUUCUUUAGAUUUACAUCCAAUUUGCCUGGGGUGUUUGCACUGCCCAUGCCAGUGAGAAACAGGGUACCCCAGAAGCUUCUGGCAGAGGUCUUGGCCCCAGCGUAUAACUYUGGAGAUCAGUGUGCUGGGCAUAGGCAAGGAUGUGUGACUUACAGGAAAGGGGAGAAGCAGGGUGUGAGGGACCCCCCUCAGCCAUUCCAGGGUCCCUGCCUGCUAUAACUGGGCACCCUCGGUAAUACUCACUACAUAGAUCAGGUCUCCAGGUCAAGGAGAUCUAUAGAGCCUUCUGUAGAUCUGCGAGUGACACUGGAGUGACAGUGUUGGCAUCUGAACCUCCAGACACUGCCAGGACUUAUUUUCCCAGCAGCUCGUUCUCAUCUGUGGUGCCCUUUUGCCUGUGAGGUCACAUGCUACCGGAACCUCUUUGACCUGUUUCUUAGUGGUACUGCCUGGACAGCAGCCUUGUCUGCACCUUGGGCCCCUCUGGAGGACCUCCCAGCAGCCCUUGUGCCAGUGCACAGUGUCCUUAUCCUCACCCCAUGAAGCCAUGGCCUGGUCCUUCUCAGUGCUGCCCCCUUGCCUGGCACCCCCACCCUCAGCCUCACUGGUGCUCAACUCUACCUCCUGCCCUAGGGCCCCAGCCACCAAGGAGCCCUCCCUGGGCUGGGACCCCUCUCUCUGGGUCCUUCAUAGUGCACGUGGUACAGGACAGUCCUACUGCAGGUGUUUCAGGGCACCGGUGGACAUGCAGAUGCAGCACUAUGGCUGUACUGGGAGAUGGCUCCUGGGCUGGGGAGCUUGUGUCAGGGGUGGCUCCACCAUCUCCCAACCCCAGCAGCCCUGUUGCUGCCAGCAAUGCCCUUUUCUCUGGAGUUGUGAACAGAGCUACACAGACUUCAUUUUGAGGAGCUGGACAGUCCCACGUGCACCAUAUCAACACUACCCUCACUGCUGCUGGACCCUGCAUUCCUGUGUCCUUUGAGCUGUUCUUCCGUUUCUUUGUACAGUAAAUGUAACUCAGCUGUGCCCUCCCUGUUGGUUUUGUA
Urocitellus parryii (Arctic ground squirrel) is the source of this 2394-nucleotide messenger RNA. It is a transcript of the gene Rab40c, whose product is annotated as RAB40C, member RAS oncogene family. The record is from RefSeq and is a predicted model, not a curated record. Gene Ontology annotation, molecular function: GTP binding; GTPase activity. Lineage: Eukaryota; Metazoa; Chordata; Mammalia; Rodentia; Sciuridae. Gene Ontology annotation, biological process: intracellular signal transduction.